This is a messenger RNA of Indicator indicator, 907 nucleotides long. It is a transcript of the gene CIDEC, whose product is annotated as cell death inducing DFFA like effector c. The transcript is spliced from 6 exons. Bases 42 to 755 code for a protein of 237 amino acids. The record is from RefSeq and is a predicted model, not a curated record. Lineage: Eukaryota; Metazoa; Chordata; Aves; Piciformes; Indicatoridae. Gene Ontology annotation, biological process: regulation of apoptotic process; apoptotic process.
GAUUGCUAUCUGCUAGAGGCUGGCCCGUGCUCCUCACUAAGAUGGAUUACGCCAAAUCCCUGAGCCAGCGCCUGGCUGUUCCUGUCUCCAAAUGUGUCUCAGCAAGUGCCUCCAUGACCCAGCAGCUCCUGUCAAGCCCAGCCCCACGGCCCCGACCAUACCGUAUCUGCAACUGGAACCGCAGCCUGCGCAAGGGUGUCAUGGCCCAGAGCCUUGCUGACCUGCUGCACCAGGCUCAGAGUGCACUGGCCACCCCCGGGCCCAUCUCACUGGUGCUGGAUGAAGAUGGCACUGCAGUGGAGACAGAAUCUUUCUUCCGGACCUUGGGCGAGGGCACCGUGCUGAUGGCCCUGACCAAGGGGCAGACCUGGACUGCCUGCAAGACACCUGGCUACCAGCUGAGCCUGUCCCACAAGCCCCCUCAGAGGAUUGAUGUUGCUUGUGUCACCUUCGACCUCUACAAGACCAACCCUCAGGACCUGGGUUGCCUCAAUGUCAAGGCCACGCUCUAUGGCACCUACAGCAUGUCCUAUGACCUGCGCUGCUAUGGGGCCAGGCAGCUGAUGAAGGAAGCCCUGCGCUGGACGCUCUUCACCAUGCAGGCCACUGGCCAUGUCCUGCUUGGCACAUCCUGCUACAUGCAGCAGCUCCUGGAUGCCACUGAGGAACCAAAGAAGGUGGAGACGAGCCCAGGGCUUCUAAGCCUCCUGCCACGCAGUCUGCCACCCCUACCCCGCAUAAAGAUGCUGCAGUGAGGGCUUUGGUGCCCUGUUCUUUGUAACCCUGAUCCAGUUCCUGGAGGUACCAGCACCUUGCUAGGUCAAUGCAUUAGGGAGAGGCUGCCAUGGUGCCUGGUGUAGCUUCUCUUUCUACCUCGCUGGCUGAGCAUGGCCAUCCCUGCCUUUGA